Messenger RNA from Fusarium sp. VM40, 1275 nucleotides. The record is from the annotation of a GenBank genome assembly. NCBI's taxonomy places the organism in Eukaryota, Fungi, Ascomycota, Sordariomycetes, Hypocreales, Nectriaceae.
AUGAAGUUCCUCAACCUCGCCGCUCUCGCAACCGCUGUCGCCGCUCAAAGCGAUCUGGCCAGCAUCCUCUCAUCGCAAAAAGAUCUUUCAACCCUGGCCGAGCUCCUGGCUCUUGUCCCAGACAUCGCCGAGACUCUUGCCUCUGCCAGCAACAUCACCAUCUUUGCACCCACCAACAAGGCCUUUGACUCGGUCCCCAGAGACAUUCCCGAGGGUGAGGCCAUCGAGCAGCGCAACGAUACCAUCGCCAUCGGCGCUCUUCUGUCCAACCACGUCUUCAAGGGCUACUAUCCCGCCAAGGUGGCUAGCGAUAUUCCUGUCUUUGUCCAGUCUCUUCUCGAUUCUAGCUUUGUCAACUAUCGUCAGCCCUUUGGCAACUUCACUGGCGGUCAGUACAACGGCAUUGUGAAGGACGGUGACGAUGUUGUUGUCAUCUCUGGCGAGCAGACUCUCUCCUAUGUGACCGAAGCAGACAUCAAAGUUGGCGACUCCGUCAUCAUCCACAAGGUCGACAAGCCUCUCAGCUUUGGCCCUCCUCUCCAGCUGUUCACCCGCCGCGACAACCUGCUCAACUUCAACGCCGCCGUGAACGCCGCAGAGCUGCCCUACAACUUUGGCAACAUCGGCACCGACUCCUCCGACCUGCUCAACAUCUCCGACUUCACUGUGUUCAUCCCCAACGACCCUGCCUUUGAGAACAUCGGUUCCGUUCUUGCGGGCGCUGAUCUCAAGACCCUCCAGGAGGUCCUGAAGUACCACAUCGUCGACGAUGUUCUCUUUUCUACCAGCCUAGCCAACGUCAGCGUUCCCAGCCUUCAGGGCGCCGAUUUGACUUUUACUGUUGCUGAGGAUGGAAGUGCUUGGGUGAACGGUGCCAAGAUCCUUUUCACCAAUACUCUGCUGUUCAACGGUGUUGCCCAUAUUAUCGACACUGUCCUCAACCCCGCUGAUGCUCCCUUCGACCGUGCUGAUCUCGAGCCCGCUGCUGAUGCCACCGACCGUCUGGCCUUCCCUGAUGCCACACCCGUCUCCAAGCUCCCCUUCUCCGUCAUCAGCUACGCCACCGAGAGCGAGACCUACACCACCCCUGAGCUUCUCCGAACCAUGAAGGUCAUCGACGUCUCUGCUCUUGCUACUGCUACUGCCGAUGCAACCCCUACCGAUGAUGCUGCCGCGACACCUACAGGAGCCACUGUUGUUAACGCUGCCAGCUCCAAGACUAUUGCUGGAGGAGCUAGUUUGAUGGCUGUUCUUCUUGCCAUUAUGAUGGUUUAA